Molecule: messenger RNA, 6518 nt
Organism: Scatophagus argus
Lineage: Eukaryota; Metazoa; Chordata; Actinopteri; Scatophagidae
Gene: ankrd50l
Product: ankyrin repeat domain 50-like
Exons: 4
Coding region: 875-5083 (1402 amino acids)
Molecular function (GO): protein binding
Source: RefSeq, a predicted model, not a curated record
CAUGGAACAAAACUUGCUCUCUAGCGUAAUGUGGCUUUUUGUGGAUAAAUCACCUGAAACUAAAGCUUGAGGUGUAGUACUGCUCCAUGACUGAACCUUGACCCCAGGUAACCCCUCCCAGCUGUCAACUGCAGAAUUGCUCACAGCCACAUGAGUCCUCCCUCUCCUCUCUCUCUGCCCUCCUGUGCAUGUCCUGACAUGCCGAGAAACAUCAAGGGAGGGAGGAGACAAAAAAGAAAACAAGAAAAACCAGAGAGCAGGAGAGACAGUGAUACAGCGAGAGGGAGGUGUGAGGUAUGAGGGUUGUAAGGAGCUGAGGGCGUGAGAAAGGAACAAGGAAUUUCAUGCUAAAGCUGCAGUUUGGUAUCGGUGCUUGAAAUCUUAAGAGAAGCAAGACAGAAAUUGAGAGGAGGGAAGACUGUAGCUGGAACUGGAAGACGGAGGACAACUCAGGCAGGGGAGGGCUUCACGAUCUCCAGGAUGGAAGCAUGAUGAAUGAUGGUGGUAACCAUGGAUCCUCCUCUUCGCUUUGGCGUUUUAAAUUAAGCAAAAACAAACCAUGAAAAAUGCAAAUAAAGAAAAGGUAGGGAUGAAGCAUUAGCUGACUUAACCUUUCUCCAGCUCCCGUUCCUGUCAGCCAUACACCUCAAGACCUGCAGGGGAAGGACAGCUGCUGAUAAUAAUCACCUGAUGCAACACUUUCAGGAACUGUCAGCGUGAGGAAAUAUUCUGGCAUUGCCCAGAGCUGCCACAAACCAGAGGCGUCAUCAGCUGCAGCUCAACCUAAAUAUAAAGAACAAAAUUGCUGUAGGAGCAUGGGACGUGGAGUUCAGAGCAUUGAGUUGUCCCCUGGAUAUCAGACCCUCAGGAACAAAUGAGUAGCAGUGGAUUUGGCAGCAGUCGCAGCUUGCUCCAGGGCCGGCGUUUCUACUGCCGGGAAUGGGCCUUGGAAAAGCUGCGGCACUGCCUGGACACCCGCUCCGUGCCAGGACACCCACCGGGGGUGCUGGUCAUGGGGGGCCCCGGGGCGGGGAAAACCGCCCUUUGCACUGAGGUGGUGUGGCCCACCUCUAAGUCAGGCCUGGCGGUCGGGCUGGCACCGCGCUGCCUGGCCUCCCAUUUCUGCCAGAGAGAGGACCAGAGCAGUACAGUGCUGUGGAGGUUUGUCCUGGGCCUGGUGGAGCAGCUGGUGGCCUCACCUCUCCUCUCUCCUGGUUACAGAGAGAUCCUCAAAAGUCCAUCUAUAUCCUCUGCUAUGGAGCCUCUCACCUGCCAGAGAGACCCUGAUGCCACAUUCAAGAGAGCAGUGUUAGCACCCCUGUUAGACCUCCCUCCUCCUGCCCAGACUCUGAUGGUGGUGGUGGAUUCCCUGGACGUAGGAUAUGGGACAAGUGAAGGAAAUGGGAAGAGUGGCUCCAUUGCAGAGCUCCUGGCUGCCAAUCAACACCUGCUUCCCGGCUGGCUGCUGCUGGUUUGCUCUGUGCGGCGCCACAACAAGGCUGUGUGCAAGAUGUUCUCAGGUUUCCGUAAGCUCUGUUUGGAUGAUCUGCGGAAGCCCCCACCAGUCCGUGAUGUGCAGCAGUACAUUCUCUGCCGGCUGGACGAAGAAGCGGCACUUCGCCGUCAGCUCACCCCUGACACGGCUGAUAUGCUGAAUCUACUGCACAUUAAGAGCGGCGGCUGCUUGCUAUUUCUUGAACGUGUGCUGGAUGGUGUGGCAGGUGCACUGGUGGGUCUCAGGGAGAUCCGGGACAUCCCUGGGACUCUCAAUGGCCUCUACUUGUGGUUAUGCCAGAGACUGUUCCCUCGGGGGCUUUUUGUCUAUGUAAGGCCUCUUCUCAAUGUCCUCUUGGCUUCCCCGAGGCCCCUCACACCUCAACAGCUGUUCACAGCAGUUUGGACUCAUGACACUUUGCUCAGUGUUCAGGACUUCCAUAGCAAGCUUCGAACUCUCUCUCCUCUCCUGAUUGAUGGUCCUGGGGGCACCAAACUACUUUUUCAUGCCAGCUUUGCUGAGUGGCUCACAGAUGUUAAGUAUUGCACACAGAAGUACCUGUGUAGCAGAACAGAGGGUCACAGCAUGCAUGCCAUGGCUCUCACUUUGCAGGGACCCCACCUGGACAUUGAGGACACUUGCCAGCUAGCCACACAUUUGGUUUGGUCAGGUCACCAUAAAAAUAACCCCUCAUUAUUGGCACUGUGGAUGCUGUGGAUAGGUGUGCCUGCUUUUACUCCUAGCGACAGUAGUGCCCUCAUUACAUCCUUAAAGCAUCCCCCUGUUCUGGUCAGUCAGGAAGUGCUUCAGUUAUUAAUGUGGAGUGGACUUGUCCCUGCAGAGUUUUUUUCAGAUGCAAACCCAAGGGCGCAGACCCAAGUACAUUGUAUAAGUGAAGAGGAAACUAAUUUACGACAGGCAUUUGAAAUGGAAGUGUCUGUGAAGAAUCUACUAGAAAGUGGGGUGUCUGUAAACCAGUCUGGUUCAACAAAUGGACAGUCCUUACUUGCCAGUGCAGCCCACGAGGGUUCUGCAAAUGUAGCUGAACUUCUCUUGACACAUGGAUCUGAUCCACUGGAGAGUGAUCAUCAGGGUCAAACACCCCUGACUUUGGCUUCCAGGCAGGGUCAUGUCAAAGUGUUAAGUGUACUUCUGGAAUGGGCCAAGACCCAGGAGCCACAAACGGCGGUGCAGAUGAUGGAGCAUGUUGACAGUGAAGGCUGGACAGCACUGCGCUCUGCAGCUUGGGGAGGACACAGCGAGGCUGUCCGACUUCUGCUGGAUGCCGGAGCAGAUGUGGAUGGAUGUGACAGUGAGGGCCGGACUGCUCUUCGAGCAGCUGCGUGGGGGGGUCAUGAGGAAAUAGUCCUGACAUUGCUAGACUAUGGGGCACAGGUUGACAAAGCAGACAGCAAAGGCCGCACGCCACUAAUUGCUGCUGCCUAUAUGGGACAUCAUGAAACUGUGGAAAUUUUGCUGGACCACAAUGCAGACGUUGACUUAGGUGAUGGAGAUGGGCGCACUGCUCUGUCAGUCGCUGCUCUCUGUGUCCCUAGAGCAGCUGGGGUUAAAGGUUAUGGUGAGGUAGUGAGUCUGUUGCUGGAGCGUGGAGCUGAUCCGGGACACAGAGACCAUGAUGGAAUGACACCACUGCUUCUUGCAGCUUAUGAGGGCCAUGACGACGUAGUGGAGCUUUUGUUAGAAGCUGGUGCUGAUGUAGAUGAGACUGCUGGCCCUGAUGGCAAUGCCCCUGCUGCAGCUGCUGUUACUCCCCUGCUGGCAGCUGCAGCAAUGGGCCACAUGAACACAGUGUCACGACUCCUUUUCUGGGGAGCAGCUGUAGAUGCUAUUGAUAGUGAAGGUAGGACGGCACUCUGCCUGUCAGCAGCAAGAGGCAGCUUGGAAGUUGUCCGUGCCCUGCUGGACAGAGGCCUGGAUGAGAACCACAAGGAUGAUCUCGGCUGGACUCCACUGCACGCUGCUGCCUGUGAAGGUCAUCGAGCUGUGUGUGCUGCUUUGACAGAACGAGGUAGCAUGGCACGUGUCGGAGAGAUGGACAUUGAAGGACGUACCCCUCUUAUACUGGCUGCCCAGGAAGGUCACUGGAGCACUGUCAGGUUGCUGUUGGACCGUCGUUCUCCUAUUGACCACAGGGCGUAUGAUGGACACUCUGCCUUGAGUGCUGCCCUCUUAGAGGGCCAUGCUGAAGUUGCAGAGUUGCUUAUGAGGCGAGGAGCUGAUACUGAUGUUCGUGAUGCAGAGGGAAGGCCCCUACUCUAUCUUCUGGUGCUGGAAGGUCGCCUUGAAAUGACUGUUCUCCUUAUAGAGAAAGGAGGUGUGCCCCUGGAGUCCCGAGACUCUGAGGGCCGUACAGCGCUUCAUGUGGCUUCCUGGCAGGGAUGUGUGGAGAUGGUUGACCUACUUUUAAAGCAUGGAGCAAACCCCAAUGCACAGGAUUCAGAGGGGAGACCACCAAUGCAUUCAGUGGCUUGGACAGGACAUGCUGAAGUAGGACGUCAUCUCCUAGAAGGCAGUGGUGUCAAUAUAGACCUUGCCUGUUACCAGGGGGCAACAGCCCUGAGCAUCGCUGCUCAGGAGGGACAUGCUAAUAUUGUUGCGAUGCUUCUAGAAAGAGGUGCAAAUCCUGAUCACGUGGAUAAAUAUGGUCGUACUCCAGUCAAAGUGGCUGGGAAACAUGGGCACUUUAACAUUGUCAGGCUCUUGGAGAGCUACGGAGCUAAGCCAUAUAUAGGCCUGUUGCCUAAUUCCAGUACUUUUUCCCCUGCAAAACCCACAAAGAUCCUCUCCUCGGGCAUCUCAGAGAGUAAUGGAGGUGAAGUGACAGCCACUACCUCCUCGUCUUCAGUAUCUUCUCCCGGUUCCACUGCAGAACGAUUCCACUCCAUGCAGAGCUCCCAAACCUCAUCUACCUGUCAUUCGCUGGCCACAGUGCAGACAGUUCCAGCUGACAGCCUCAGUUUUAUUCAGCAGAUCCAACAGCACUCACUGCCCCGCAGUCGUAGCCGUCCCUCCACCCUUCCCCCACCAGGGAGCACAGGCAUGGGCAGCCUCCAUGGAAGCAGCCAGAGGCAUCCCAAAGGCAGCCCUCCUCCCACCGUUUGCAUGGUCAAUGCCAUGGUGCACAACUGUGAACUGCCUCAGAAAGGCUUGUCAUCUGGACUUGAAUAUAAUGACAAAAUGACUAAACAAAACUCUAACUUAGGAAAAGCAGACAAAACUACUUAUGCUGCUGGUAAAUGGAAUUCUGUCAUGGCUUCCCUUGGGAUCAUGCCAGGGCAAGAUGGCCCUGCAGUAGGUGCUAAAAACAGAGAGAGUCCUCCUCUGGGUUACCCAUAUAGGCUACAGAGCCCACUUCAAGGGGAUGCUUGGAAUUCUGUCCCCCAGAAGAACGUUUUGUCACCUGCCAGCUACAGUUUUACCCCAGUCCCACCUUGUAGUGCCUUGCCGGAGGAUGUUAUGGUCACCAUGACAACCACAGACCCACAGCUUAAUCUGAAACAGGCCAUCAAGCUGCAGUUUGAGGGUCCCACCAGUGCAGCCUUAUACAAAAGAGAAACACCCUUGUAACUGGUGCUUCAGUACAUGACCAAACCUUCUUCACAAACUGUCUUUCAAUUUGUUACACUAUGGGAGUUACUGGUGAAGCAACUAGUUUAUUGGCAAUAAAUAACAGUAAUUGGAGAAAGUAAUUUAUUAAUCAUGAGAUCAAGUUGUUAAUAUGUUGGGAUUUAGUCAGUUAAUUAGAGAAAAUGAUGACAGCUUGAUUGAUAGUGGGAGCAUUCACAUAAAUUUAUAUUACAGUGACAAUUUCUUGGUCUUAGGGGGUGUUGGACAGAUGUGGAGAAGGUGGUUUUCACAGUGUACAUUAACUGGGUUUGGAUGAAAUGUGAGGAAGUGAUUCCUUUCUCCACCCCUCUUCAGAAAAACAGAGGAAAAACAAACUGAAUGACAUGAAAGCUUACAUUCCUGCCUUUCCGUUGCCUGUUGUGUGUGUUGAGCAGGGCUCUCACAGACAAGAUCAUGCUUAUUCAUUUUAAGUGUAAAACAUAAUGCUGUUCAUUUUCAACUUAGACUUUAUUUUUAUGUUGUGUUGGUGACUUUUUUGUGCUGCAGUGAAUAACUUUUUUUAUUGUGGAACACAAGGUUGGGUUAAAUUAUUAUUAUUAUUUUUUUUUUUUUAGUAAAGAUCCCUUUUUAAGCAGUAAGCAACCUUGUUUAAGAGCUUUAAGCUUGUGGCCUUGAUCUUUAUUGAAGCCUUUGAUAUUUACUAUAAACUGGUCUUCAUCCCCCAUAGGUCCAUCAUUGACAAACAAGAACAGUUUGCAGAAAAGCAAGCCUACCAAACCUUGACCCAGUGUGGAGUUUAUGAUGCAAAAGACAUAAAAGACAGCCAAGUUUACUGAACCAACUUGGCUUGCUCACAGUGUGCCUGUGAGCAGGCAGGAAGGAAAGUGAAAAUUGGACCAUUAAAAACUGUGGGUGGAUGUGGGAGGGUUUUUUAUUCCAAACUCACAUGUGGCCCAAAGAAAUGUCUUGUUCUUUGUCAUUUUUUCAUUGGUUUAAUAUUUAAAUACAUUUAUUCAUUAAAGUGGCAAACAAUGCCAUGAAAUGUCUCUGCCUCUGCUUAUUUGUGAAUGUGUAUUUGUGUUUAAAUGUUUUAUUUCAUGCACUUUACAACUAAAUGUCACGGAUAAGCCUCUGUGGGAGCAGCAUCAUGCAGAGAUGAAAGUAUGGCAGCAGACUGAUGGUGGCCAGCUGAGGUUCCAAAACCAAGUGCUGUUGGACAGUUUUGAAAAUGGAAAAAGGAGGACCCUACAGAAAGGUCCUGUAGUGGUUUAUUCUCAGUUUUUCUAAUAUGUAGUAUCUAUGAAAUGCUUUAGGUAUUUGGUUUGGGGGACUACAUUUCUGAACUGUAUGUCAUGUCAUUAUAAAGUCUUUUGUCAACAUUUGCCCCGAUGAAGGUCUACUCCCUGAUAGGCUUGAUUAUUUGAUACUUGUUUUG